GGGCGCAGAGAAUAUGAGGGAGAAUGAGAGAGAGAGCGGGGGAGAGAUUAAGUACCGCGGCGUCCGGAAGCGGCCGUGGGGGAAAUUCGCGGCGGAGAUUCGAGAUUCCGCGCGCCAGGGCGCGCGGGUUUGGCUGGGGACGUUUAACACGGCGGAGGAGGCGGCCAGGGCUUAUGAUAGGGCGGCUUACGCCAUGAGAGGCCACCUCGCCAUCUUGAACUUCCCGGAGGAGUAUAAUUUGCCCAGAACCUCUUCGCAUUUUUACUCGGCCUCGUCGGCAUCGGCGUCGGCGGCUUCUUCUUCACGGCAAGAGAGAGAGGUUCUUGAGUUGGAGUAUUUGGAUGAUAAGGUUCUAGAAGAGCUUUUGGAUUGUGAUAAAGAGGAAAAUAGGAAGAAGAGAGGUUAAUCUAUCAACUCUAUCCCCCUCUCUCUGCAUGGCAUUUCUGGGAGUUUUGAAAUGUGUUCAAACACCUUAUAGUCUGGUGGCAUAAGUGCGGAAAUUUUUAUAAAAGGUCUCAAGAAGUGUUUAGACACCUUAUAAUCUAGUGGCAUAAGUGCGGGAUUGGUUCAAAUAGGGACUUUGGAGCACCAAAAAAAAAAAUUGAUAUGCUUCAUGCAUUAGCCUUUAAAGUUUCAUUAUCUUCUCUUUACCUUUCAACUAUUAUUACAUUUUCAUUGGCUAGUUUAGAGCAGCCAGAAUUGAAUUGAGCUUGCUUUCAGCAAGCUCAGUUCAUGCAAUGUCUAUUUCUUUUAUUUUUGUUUUUUGUUUUUUGUUUUUUUUAUGACUAUUUUUAUGGAUUAAUGACUUGCUCUUUUUCUUCUUUUUUGUCAAGGCCAAAAGCACUUUUUGACUUGGCAGACUAUUGUAAAAUAUGCACUUUAUUUGAUAUUGAAGGUCAAUUAUAAUUAUAAUUGCAAGUGUA
Ipomoea triloba (trilobed morning glory) is the source of this 923-nucleotide messenger RNA. Its product is annotated as ethylene-responsive transcription factor ERF096-like. The record is from RefSeq and is a predicted model, not a curated record. The coding region runs from base 14 to 406 and encodes 130 amino acids. Lineage: Eukaryota; Viridiplantae; Streptophyta; Magnoliopsida; Solanales; Convolvulaceae. Gene Ontology annotation, biological process: regulation of DNA-templated transcription; ethylene-activated signaling pathway. The transcript has a single exon. Gene Ontology annotation, molecular function: DNA binding; DNA-binding transcription factor activity.